AUGUCUGGUUCAGGAGGCUUCGCCGUUUCUCGGACCCACGGCGGCGACCGAUUCUACAAUCCGCCGCCGGUUCGACGCCAGCAGUUGCUGCUGCAGCAGGAAAAGUUGCAGAGGCAGCAGGAAAAGUUGCAGAGGCAGCAGCUCUUGAGGCCGCUGAAGUCGGAUGCGGCGGCGGAGGCGGAGAAUCGGACUGACUCGGACGAUUCGACGACCACAUUGUCGAAACCGACGCCUUCUGUCUGCUCCUCGUCUUCUUCCCCUCCUAGGCCGCCGGCGGCGGAUGUUACUAACUUGGAUCGUCUAGUGGAAUCUGUUACUCCAUUCAUUCCCGCUCGACUCUCCCCCGAGGUGAAUGGAAAGGGUUGGAGAACUCGGGAAUCUGAUGUGCAGCCAUACUAUUGCCUAGGGGAUCUUUGGGAGUCUUUCAGAGAGUGGAGCGUAUAUGGAGCGGGAGUGCCUCUUUUGUUGAAUGGGAAAGAUUCAAUUAUGCAGUAUUAUGUUCCAUUCUUGUCGGGCAUUCAGUUGUAUGUAGAUCCACGGGCGAGGAUUAGGAGGCCUGGUGAGGAGAGUGAUGUUGAGUCUUCACGGGAGACUAGUAGUGCUGGUAGCAGUGACUGUGAAGCAGAAAGGAGAGCCAAAUCUGUGGUGGAUGGAUCGUGCAGUCAUCAGAAGCUUGUGAAUUUGAAUUCCCAGCGAAUGAACGGACUCUCAUUGAGAGACAAAUCUGUCAUGAGUUCGUCCAGUGAUGAAGCAGAGAUGAGCAAUUCACCUGGGACGCUCUUGUUCGAAUUUUUGGAACACGAACAACCGUAUAAUCGCAGACCUCUAACUGAUAAGGUUUCACUUCUUGCAUCUCAGUUUCCAGAUCUUAGGAGUUGUGAUCUACUAUCUUCAAGUUGGAUUUCAGUGGCUUGGUAUCCUAUUUAUAGAAUACCCAUGGGGCCAACACUUCGUGAUCUGGAUGCAUCCUUUUUAACCUUCCAUUCUUUGUCAACGUGCUCUACAAGCAAUGGGCGGUGGCGGUUUCAUGGUGCAAGUGGUAGGAAGGUACAUGGGGCCGGCAUUGAUGCUUCUCCAAAAAUUUCUCUACCAGUCUUUGGCCUUGCUUCGUACAAGUUGAAAGGUUCAAUCUUGACUCCAACUGGACCCGAUGAGUGCGAGAAAGAAAACUCUCUACUGCAAUAUGCUGACGAUUGGCUCCGCAGUUUGCAAGUCACUCUUCCUGAUUACCAGUUCUUCCUUGCUCACUACUCGCAGUGGAGAUGACAGGGGUGAUGAAGUGGCUUCCAAUCUUUUGAUUUUCUUCCAAAAAUGGGCAAAAGUUUGUUGUCAAUCUUGGGGCGAACAUUGUUAAAAGCUAACUUGCCAGGAAACCCCUCCUUCCCAUUGUUCGCAGCACUUUUGAAUAUUGUGCAGUGUUGUAGCUGUUCUCAUCCUCUAGUGUGUAGGCUUAUCUUGAAUCAGAGCUGCCCGUAUAAGUGAAAAAAGCUUGUUGGCUUCAGAUGGCCUCUCACUUGUGUUGUUGUGGUAGGGGAAACUGAAACUGUUGUUGAUUUUGAUGUAUUGGUGGUGGAACCACCUACUUCGUUUAGACAGUGUUCACAAAAACUGGACCAUUGUCUACAAUAGUGGUGAAAAUUUGUAAUCCUUUAUAGUUUGCACAGACACUUUAUACUAGUAGAUGUUAAAACAAGCUUUUUGUUAA
Molecule: messenger RNA, 1705 nt
Organism: Rhododendron vialii
Lineage: Eukaryota; Viridiplantae; Streptophyta; Magnoliopsida; Ericales; Ericaceae
Exons: 6
Coding region: 1-1266 (421 amino acids)
Source: RefSeq, a predicted model, not a curated record